UUCUUGGAUAUAUUAUUUUAGAACUAGCAAAUUAGUUUUGAAGUUGAGGGUACAAUAUUUAUGAAGUUUGGCAACGAGGACGAAAACUAGCAUAGUUCCGCUAGCCAGCUAGUUUAGCCAGGGAAAACUCGGGAAAGGAUAUAGCUGUGCGAACUAGACUAAUUUUUGUGCCCUGAAAUCAGGAGCCGGCGGCGAAAAGUUUGAUUAAAAGUUUGAGACUGAAACGAAUACAUCAGAUAACAAAUAUUUAAGGAGAGAAUCGAUAUACAAUCCCGAAAUCGGUAGUAACUGUCACUAGCUAAACAAAGCUUAAAACGUUUGAAUGACCCUGAAUCCAGAAAAUGAAUGGUGACUGAAGUCGCUUAUGGACACGUCGGUAGACUCCUCCUCCUCACCUCAUUGAAAGAAAAAAAAUGAGGGAGUGGGAUGUUUCGGUUCCUCUUUCGUCUCUGACACGCAUAUCCAAUCUGUGGCUGACGGCGAAACAGAGAACCAUUCGGUAGCUGUGGAUAACCGUCCACCAGCAUCAUAACGUAAAUGUUUUAUGUGUCCCGAAAACAGAUAUUCAGGAUGAUUCGACUCUGACUGGUUCGACAAACAAGGAUACAUUUCCACAAUCAGGGAUAUUUCUUUACCACGUCGGUUUCCAUCAUCUCUGUAUUGAUGAAGGGGAAUCAGCAGCUUUUCUACAGGCUAAAGUAUGAAGCUGAAGAAGCAGGUGACUGUGUGUGGAGGAGCCAUAUUCUGUGUGGCCGUAUUCUCCUUAUACCUGAUGUUGGACAGAGUCCAACACGACCCUGCAAGGCGACAGAACGGCGGCGGGAACUUCCCAAGGAGCCAGAUCUCUGUUCUGCAGAACCGCAUAGAACAGCUGGAGCAACUGCUGGAGGAGAACCACCAGAUCAUCAGCCACAUCAAGGACUCUGUCCUGGAGCUGACCGACACCGGCGCUGUGUCCCCCAGCGGACAGCUGCCUUUCCGCAGUGCCAACGGCUCCUGGGUCCUGCCCUUCGACGGACGCCCCACUUUCCUCUCUGUCAAGCCCCAGGACUGCCAGUUUGCCCAGGGCCGCCGUGGACAGACCGACCUGCAGAUGCUGGACGUGUACUCCCUGCUGAAGUUUGACAAUGUAGACGGGGGUGUGUGGAAGCAGGGCUUUGAGAUCACCUAUGAGCCUGGGGAGUGGGACAAUGACCCUCUGCAGGUGUUUGUGGUCCCUCACUCCCACAAUGACCCAGGCUGGAUAAAGACAUUUGAUAAGUACUACACAGACCAGACGCAGCACAUCUUCAACAACAUGCUGGUGAAGUUGACUGAGGACCCACGCAGGAAGUUCAUCUGGUCCGAGAUCUCCUUCUUCGCCAAGUGGUGGGAGAGUGCUGACAUGCACAAGCAGGAAGCCAUGCGCAAGCUAAUCCUAGGAGGUCAGCUGGAGAUGGUGACUGGAGGCUGGGUGAUGAGUGAUGAGGCCAACGUUCACUACUUCGCCAUGAUCGACCAGCUCAUAGAAGGCCAUCAGUGGCUGGAGAAGAACGUGGGUGUGACCCCCCGGUCAGGCUGGGCUGUGGACCCCUUUGGCCACAGUGCCACCAUGCCCUACCUGCUGAAGAGGGCCAACCUGACCAGCAUGCUCAUCCAGAGGGUCCACUACUCCAUAAAGAAGCACUUCGCCUCCAGCCGCAGCCUGGAGUUCAUGUGGAGGCAGGCCUGGGACCAAAAGUCGAGCACAGACAUCUUCUGCCAUAUGAUGCCCUUCUACAGUUAUGACGUGCCACACACCUGCGGGCCGGACCCCAAGAUCUGCUGCCAGUUUGACUUUAAGAGGCUGCCAGGCGGCCGGGUCAACUGUCCUUGGAAGGUUCCUCCGCGGGCUGUGGUGGAGGCCAACGUGGCAGAGAGGGCCCACCUGCUCUUGGACCAGUACCGAAAGAAGUCCAAGCUUUUCCGCAGUAAGGUGGUUCUGGUUCCACUGGGAGAUGACUUUCGUUACGACAAGGCCCUGGAGUGGGACCAGCAGUAUCUCAACUACCAGAGACUCUUUGACUACAUGAACUCUCACCCCGAGAUGCACGUGCAGGCCCAGUUUGGGACCCUGACCGACUACUUCACUGCGGUUUACAAGGCCAACAAUGUGCCCCAGGGUGCCAGACCCCCAGACUACCCGGUGCUGAGUGGGGACUUCUUUGCGUACGCAGACCGUGAGGACCACUACUGGAGUGGCUACUACACCUCCCGGCCCUUCUACAAGAGCAUGGACCGCGUGCUGGAGUCCCAUCUCCGGGGGGCAGAGAUCCUGUUCAGUCUCGCCGUGGCCCACGCUCGCCACACAGGCAUGGAGGGCCGCUACCCCACUUCAGACUACACCCUGCUGACAGAUGCAAGGCGUACCGUUGCCCUCUUCCAGCAUCACGAUGCCAUCACAGGCACCGCCAAGGAGAAUGUGGUCAUUGACUACGGCAACAGGUUACUGCACUCCCUGCAGGGCCUGAAGAGAGUGAUCAUUAACGCAGCUCACUUCCUAGUGAUGAAGAACAAGGAUGUGUAUCGCUUCUACCAGACAGAACCCUUCCUAGAGACGGAUGACAGACGUGCCACCCAAGACUCCCUGCCCCAGCGCACUCUUAUCGAACUGGACCAGUCAGGACCCAGGUACCUGGUGCUUUUCAACCCGGUGGAGCAGGAUAGGCUGUGUGUGGUUACAGUGUUGGUGAACUCUGCCAGGGUCAGGGUACUCACAGAGGACGGACAGACCCUCCCUGUGCAGCUCAGUGCCCAGUGGAGCUCUGCUAGCCAGAUGAGCGCAGAGGUCUUCCAGGCCUCCUUCAUGGUGCGUCUGCCUGCCCUGGGCCUGGCUGUGUUCCACCUGUAUGACUCUGCCGACACCCCCAUGACGCUGCGCUCUGAGACCCUGCUGAGGCUGUCUGGUCGGGGGCAGACUGCCCACGCCGUGGAUCCCCUCCCCCUCCGCUCCCAGACGGCAGACCCACAACCCUUCUACAUCGCCACCCAGUCCCUCACAUUGGGCUUCUCAGGAACCACCGGCCUGCUGGAGAGUAUCCGUCGUAAAGACGACCCUCAGGAAUUGAAGGUUCAGAUCCAGUUUGUGACAUAUGGUACUCGGUCCUCCAAGGAUAAGAGCGGGGCUUACCUCUUCCUGCCUGACGGAAAGGCUAAGCCCUACAGUCAGAAGGAGCCUCCUGUGGUGCGUGUGGUGGAGGGACCUCUUUUCUCUGAGGUAGUGUCUCUCUACCAACACUUCCAACAGACCAUCCGCAUACACAAUGUGCCAGGUGUGGACGGUCUGUCUCUGGAUGUCACCACCAUGGUGGACAUCAGAGAACAGUCUAACAAGGAGCUGGCCAUGCGGCUGGUCACUGACAUCCAGAGUGACGACACCUUCUACACAGACCUCAACGGAUUCCAGAUGCAGCCCCGGCGCCGCCUCCUGAAGCUCCCCCUGCAGGCCAACUUCUACCCAAUGCCCAGCCAGGCCUACAUCCAGGACAGCCAGCACCGCCUCACCCUGCACUCUGCCCAGGCCCUGGGUGCCACCAGCCUAGAGAGUGGCCAGUUGGAGGUGAUUCUGGACCGGCGGCUGAUGCAAGAUGAUAACCGCGGCCUGGGCCAGGGACUGAAGGACAACAAGAAGACGGCCAACCGCUUCCGCCUCCUACUGGAGAGUAGGUCUACUGGCAACAAGGUGGUGGACAGUGGACCAACCAGCUUCCCCUCCCUGCUCAGUCACUUGACCUCAGCCACCCUCAACCACGAGGUGCUGGCGCUGCCCGUGCUGCCCAAGAAGCGUGGCAUCCCUCCCCUGCACACCUUCGCCCCCCUCACAGGGGCCCUGCCCUGCGACUUCCACGUGAUCAACCUGCGCAGCAUCCAGCACCAGCAGGACACCCACUCCCCGUCUCCCUACACGGCCCUCAUCCUGCAUAGGAAGGGUCUGGACUGUGGUCUGGAGACCCCAAAUCCCGGCUUCAACUGUACCACUACUGAGGGACAGCUGGGUUUGUCGUCUCUGUUCCGUAACCUGGACCUCCAGCUGCUACAGCCCGUGUCGCUGUCCCUGAUGUACUCCAGCCCCCCUAUGGCCAACGACUCCUCCGUCAGCCUGGAGCCCAUGGAGAUCUCAGCCUUCAGGCUCAAACUGCGCUAGCCGGGCCCAGAUACACACCUCCACACCAGUCCAGGCCCAGACCAGACCCACCCAGACCAGUUUUGGUCCCACCUGGUCCUGCUCUGUUCAGUUUUAUUCUAUAGGAAAACUGCCUCCAAGUGCACAGAAGGGUGGCCACGCUGGUGCUUCCUGGUCCAACCUGUGUAUACACUACGCACUACACACACACACUACACACCACAUGCACUACACACACACACACUACACACCACACGCACUACACACUCUGAACUGUAAAUUCAGCCCGUAAGAGCAGGUAGCCUUCAUGACUAAACUCUAUCUGCAGGGGGCAGAAGAUGGCUGUCGCAGACACAGGCAGACAAUCUCAGAACCAGAAACCUUUUGGGGGUUUUGUGCUUGUGAUAAUACAGGUGCUGUCUUUAUCACAGAACAGAUAUUGGCGGUCUUCUGCCUUUGCAUUGCAGUAGUGAUGUCAAGUAACAGAAACAUACUUUGUUUUCAGUUAAGAGAACUUUAUUUGAUUAUUUUUUGUAUCCCAUCCUGGACUAACUACUGAAUGUAAAUAUCACAGGGAUAAGGACCUGGGAAUAACGUGGCAACGAGUGCAAUUUCUAAAGCUUUAUUUGGUGUGGACAGUUAAAAAAAAAUAUAUAUAUAUUAUAUAUAAUUCUGAUGGAGCCUACCUGCGGCGGACUAGAGAACUGUUCAUUCCAUUAGGUGCUCAUCACUGCUCAUUGUUUUCUAUUGACUGCAUUAACCGACUGAAUGCAGCUGUGUACUAGCAGUGUGAAUGUGUUCUCUCGCUCUCACUCUCUAUGGCUCUCUCUCUAUGGCUCUCUCUCUAUGGCUCUCUCUCUAUGGCUCUGUAAGAUACUGUAUGUCAGGUAGUUAGUCACUACCAGACUGGUGACUAGAUCACACACACUACGGAAAUCCCAAUCCUCACGCUACUUUUUUUCAGUCAUCAUUACCGAAUGAACUGGACGGCUUGCUAUCCUUUCAACCCCCCCCCUUGUAGAUGGUCUGAAGACAAAGCUAUCAUAUCCUGAUGAGUUGGCUGGCUGUGGAGGACCUGGAAUGGAAUUUAAAUUCUCCUAAAGCCGUUGUUGUUGUGUACUAUACUGUAUGCAGUGGAAGAUACAACUAUGAUGACGAUACCUCGUAUUUAACAUAUGACACAUGGUUAUGUAUAGUAUAUUGCUGUGGAAAACUUCUGUGAAGAUGCAGUAUGCCGGAGGAGCAGUGAGUGUGUAGUGAGACCCAGAGUGCAGUAUCGGGGACAAGGUUUCGGUUCAUACUACUGGACUGCUAAUCAUCAUAUUAGUGAGUCUGUGUAGUGGUGUUGGAGCAUCGGCGUACUUCCUUAUCUCCUUGUUUCAAAGCCAGGCAUUGAAGGCCCCUGUCUUUGCAGGGAGGAUUGUGGUUCAACCUUCACUACCUAAUUAUGUGGAGACAUUAACAGGGGUCCUCCAGGGCUGACUUAGACAACCAGUGUACUUUUGCAUAUGUGGUCUUUUAAAAAAAAAAAAAAAAAAUAUCUGCUUUCAUCAUCUCUAUAGCCUUGACCCUGGUGAGGUGAAGGUACUCUAUGAUCCAUAUCUGUCUUUGGUAGUGGUAGUGAAGGUAAAUCAUCAGUAAUGGCAGAUGCACUAUGUUGAUAUCGGGCCACUCUUUCUGCCAUUUCUCACUAUAUGUUUCUCCUCUACCUUCUUCCCUGCCUCUUCUACCAUCCUAGUAUCAGUGGAGGCUGGUGGGAGGAUCUCUUUGGUAUGGCUGAAAUGGAAUGAAUGGAACGGAGUCAAACGUCAUUUCCAUAUGUUUGAUACGUCCCUUUUUUAAAUUCCAUUCCAGCCAUUACAAUGAGCCCGUCCUCCUAUAGCUCCUCCCACUAGCCUCCACUGCCUAGUGUCCAAUGCUACAUUUCCUCUGGGCUUUUUAUAUUUCUCCACCUUGCUGCCCUCUGUUUCACCUCCCUCACUACAUCCCUGAUGUUUUACACUCCUUCCUCACAACACACUUCCCUAUGGUCCAACAUUUCACUCAACAAUGCUCAGGCACUAGCCUGGUCCUAUACAGUGUAAGUGCUGUAGCCAAUUCCUCUAUUGGUAUGACAACAAAAGAACACAGUGGUGGUUGAAGUACCAACACACUGGACCACCAAUGUACCUGCAUCACUUUUCAGGUUGCAUUUUCCCUCUGAUUAUAUGUUCUACCAUGACAUGACACUACCACUGUACCUAGUACAGCACUCUCCCCUGUUGUCCCUUUCUCCUCUAUUUCCUACUGUCUAUGUGUCCGAGUCACUCUGUAGAUUUGUCUUUUGUAUGUGAUUUGUUGUAGCACUUUUUUUUGUUUAAGAUGGAAUUUAUGAAGGAAUAAUUUGAUGUUUUCCUCAGUUUUUGUUUCUUCCUGGAUGUGUGUUUCAAAGAAGAUGCAUAGAAAUCAAUUGCAGACAAGGUGGAGACACAAUAAAGAUCAAAUAUGACACUUGG
Messenger RNA from Salmo salar (Atlantic salmon), 6636 nucleotides. RefSeq names its product mannosidase, alpha, class 2A, member 2 (gene man2a2). NCBI's taxonomy places the organism in Eukaryota, Metazoa, Chordata, Actinopteri, Salmoniformes, Salmonidae. Gene Ontology annotation, cellular component: Golgi membrane. Gene Ontology annotation, biological process: mannose metabolic process; N-glycan processing; protein deglycosylation. Gene Ontology annotation, molecular function: carbohydrate binding; alpha-mannosidase activity. The record is from RefSeq and is a predicted model, not a curated record.